Phoenix dactylifera (date palm) is the source of this 1485-nucleotide messenger RNA. RefSeq names its product F-box protein SKIP31-like. Gene Ontology annotation, molecular function: protein binding. Gene Ontology annotation, cellular component: cytoplasm. The record is from RefSeq and is a predicted model, not a curated record. NCBI's taxonomy places the organism in Eukaryota, Viridiplantae, Streptophyta, Magnoliopsida, Arecales, Arecaceae.
UCACCCUCGCCCCCGGGUUUACGACUCUCUUUGCCCUCUCUCUCUCUCUAGCGCGCCGCGCGAUCCCUCUUCGCCCCGAUCGGAGGGCUUGCUCCGAUCAUGGUGGGUCCCGACGACGACGAAGACGAAGUGCUCGCCCACUUCCUUGAAUCCGAGAUCCUUUCCGGCGUCCCCGACCAGCAGGAGGAGACAGCAGCGGGGAGGCCGUCGAAGAGGACGCGGAUCGAGGGGGAGAGCUCGCUGCAGGGUGGCCGAAGCAGGCCUCCGCUGCCCAGGCCGAUCGAGAGCGGCGUCUUCGGCAGGAUACCGCCCGAGCUUUUCCACCACGUCUUCAAGUUUCUCUCUUCCGAGGAUCUCAUCGCGUGUUCUAUGGUCUGUAAGUUCAUGAACUUUGCGGCGUCCGAUGAGAGCCUCUGGCGCCGCCUGUAUUGCAUGCGAUGGGGACUGGCUCCUCCUAAUGGGAAGUUGCGAGCAUGUGCUUGGAAGAAGCUUUAUAUCCAGCGUGAUAAAGAGGAUAUGGUUGAAUUUGUGAGAAACACUCCGGCAGAGUUUAAGGAGUACUAUAUACAAAUGCAGGCAGCAAAGAGAAGUCAAGCACCUCUUCUGUCACAAGUCAAUGAUGAUCAAGUAAUACUUGAUAGAACGGUGGCUGAUCAAGUGUCUAUUUGGAAAAGCAGCAGAGGCUUAACUGAUGAAGCAGUGGCAGGCCAUGCAUGUUCGGGAAACACAUGCUUGUACUCCCAAAUCGGAGAUGCUUUUAUUUGUGAGAAGACUGGUCGUGUGCAUGUUUGUGAUGAUCCUUGCAGAGAAGCUGUCCUUGAUCAAUCUAGUGGGCUUCUGGUCUGCACCAUUUCUGGUCAUUGUUUUGAUAGAUGGCUCUCUCCUGAUGAGGAAGCAGAUCCUUCAGACAUUGAGCAGCAACUAGGUGGUGUUACAGAUGAAGCAGAGCCUUUUAUGGGAUCUGGACGUUUUGCACGAGCCUAUUUGUUGGGUUACAACUGUGCUGAUGAGAAGGAACUUGAAAAGGCAUUAAGGUUUUGCUGAAAUAUUAUGAAUCCCUGCUUUCCUGAUCAUUGCAGCAAUCAAUUUUUAUGACGAGGUUGCAAAGUGAGAUAAAAGCAUAGAAUAUCAUUGUGACAGGACCAUCCAGUAUAUAGCAAAUUUAUGAGUCCAUUUAAGCUAAGCCUCUCUUCCAAAGUGUUUCUUCAAAUCAGCGGCUUGAUGAUAAUUGCUGUUACCAGGUGGGAUGAUUGCAUAGAAUGCCUUGUAGAAUCCUCAAGCAUCAGUCGUUAAAGCAUGAAAGAUAGCACUUGUUUUCAUUAUCUAAUAUUAUUUGCAUGUGCAUACUGCUAGUUUUUAGUUAAUCUUAACUGCAGAAGCACUGGGGCCUUGUUAUGUAAAUAUUUUUAGGAUCAAUUAUAGUACCAUCGGCAUAUCUGUCAAAAAUUAAGCAUACCUAAUGCAAGCAGGUUUCUUCGGUGGUAA